UGGAUGUCAACAGAUAGUUGGGACCGAAGAGCCCGUUUCUUCAUUGAUUUCCCUCACAUUGUCAAGUAGCAUUUUUAUUCAUACAGCGUUGUCGUUUCCUGUGCUUAUUCUCACUUAAGGACGCAGGGACGGUUGUUUGUUUCACACUCCCUGCGUAUGAACACGGGUUUCUCAAGCUAUCUUGCUACUACUAAGCAGUAGUCGUCAUGAUCCUGUCCCGGGUAAAGCCAGCUGUCGGAGGGGACGCUCCAGCCACUGAUAAGAAGAAGAAAAACAAGGGGAAGAAGACACCGCGACUGGAGGACUAUCUGAGUCAGAGAGACUACCUGGGAGCCAUCACUCUGCUGGAGUUCCAGCGCAGUGUAGGGGAGGGAGAGGAGGACACAGAUCUGUGGCUGGGAUACUGUGCUUUUCAUCUGGGCGACUACAGGAGAGCCAUGGAGGAGUAUAAAGCUUUGACCCUGAAGCCGGGCUUCACAGCAGAUGUGUGGGUUUAUCUGGGCUGCACGCUGUUCUUCCUGGGGCUCUAUGAGGAGGCUGAGGAGGCUGCGCUUAAAGCUCCUAAGAGUCAGCUGCAGAAUAGGCUGCUCUUCCACCUGGCUCACAAGUUCAAUGACGAGAAGAAGCUGAUGGGUUUCCAUCAGAACCUGGAGGACGUGACGGAGGACCAGCUCAGCCUGGCCUCCAUUCACUACAUGCGCUCCCACUACCAGGAGGCCAUCGACAUCUACAAGCGCAUCUUACUGCAGAACAGAGACUCCCUGGCUCUCAACGUGUACGUAGCUCUCUGUUACUACAAGUUGGACUAUUACGAUGUGUCGCAAGAAGUCUUGGCGGUGUACCUGCAGAGUAUACCGGACUCGACCAUCGCCCUCAACCUCAAGGCCUGCAACCACUUCAGGCUAUACAACGGCAAGGCGGCUGAGGCAGAGCUGAAGAACCUGAUAGAUAUCUCCUCCAGCUCCUUUGAGUUUGCCAAGGAGCUCAUCAGGCACAACCUGGUGGUGUUUCGGGGUGGCGAAGGGGCCUUACAGGUGCUACCCCCCUUGAUCGACGUGAUCUCUGAGGCUCGUCUCAACCUGGUCAUCUACUACCUCAGGCAAGAUGAUGUGCAGGAGGCUUACAACCUCAUCAAAGACUUAGAACCCACCACACCACAGGCAAGUGUGUCUCUCCUCUCCUUUACCUCUCCAGAGUAUAUCUUGAAGGGUGUGGUAAAUGCUGCUUUAGGACAAGAAGUUGGAUCGAGGGAUCAUCUGAAGAUUGCUCAGCAGUUCUUCCAGCUGGUCGGAGGCUCAGCCAGUGAAUGCGAUACUAUCCCUGGCCGACAGUGUAUGGCUUCCUGUUUCUUCUUGCUAAGGCAGUUUGAGGAUGUUCUCAUCUACCUCAACUCUGUAAAGAGUUACUUCUACAAUGACGACACCUUCAAUUUCAACUAUGCCCAGGCCAAGGCUGCUGUUGGCAACUACAGGGAAGCAGAGGAGGUGUUUCUGCUGAUUCAGAGUGAGAAGAUCAAGAACGACUAUGUGUACCUCAGCUGGCUGGCACGCUGCUAUAUUAUGAACAAAAAGGCCCGUUUAGCCUGGGAGCUGUAUCUGAAAAUGGAGACAUCAGCUGAGUCCUUCAGCCUCUUACAGCUCAUUGCCAAUGACUGCUACAAGAUGGGGCAGUUCUAUUACUCAGCGAAGGCGUUUGAUGUUCUGGAGCGGCUCGACCCAAACCCUGAGUACUGGGAGGGCAAGAGGGGGGCCUGUGUGGGGAUCUUUCAGCUCAUACUGGCUGGCAGAGAGCCCAGAGAGACACUCAGGGAGGUCCUGCCCCUGCUGAGAAACACUGGGAACCCGCAGGUGGAGUACAUCAUCAGAGCCUUGAAGAAGUGGGCCAAAGACAACCGUGUCUCGCUAUAAUGAUACAGACACUACACGCUGCACACCAACGGAGGCACAAUGCAUCACACAAACAUUCGGAAAAUAUCUGAAAAUGCUGUCUCUGAAAUACUGCGCAGGAGACAGAGUGAUUUACAAGGUACCAACUUUACCAGCAUUCCAAAGCAUAAGCCCUCAACAAAAUAAGAAAUUCUUCUAAUCCUUAUUAAAUUCAACCGCAGUGCACCCCUCUCUCUUGGUUAUGAAGUUUAUCCAUCCUCACACACUGAGCUCCAGCUGAGAGGGCAUGCUUAAAAUGUUGUCAAUAGUCUACAUUUUUAUAUUCCAUAAA
This is a messenger RNA of Megalops cyprinoides (Indo-Pacific tarpon), 2217 nucleotides long. It is a transcript of the gene ift56, whose product is annotated as tetratricopeptide repeat domain 26. Gene Ontology annotation, biological process: intraciliary transport involved in cilium assembly; intraciliary anterograde transport. NCBI's taxonomy places the organism in Eukaryota, Metazoa, Chordata, Actinopteri, Elopiformes, Megalopidae. The record is from RefSeq and is a predicted model, not a curated record. The coding region runs from base 207 to 1907 and encodes 566 amino acids. Gene Ontology annotation, molecular function: intraciliary transport particle B binding; protein binding. The transcript is spliced from 18 exons. Gene Ontology annotation, cellular component: ciliary basal body; intraciliary transport particle B; ciliary base.